CAGUUCUUCGCAAUAACUGGAACCAAAAUGAAGCUGUUCCCGGUGCUGCUGGUGAUCUGUUUGAUCGUUUUGACGGUUGAAUCCCAAAACAACGGACGUGGCCGCGGAAAUGGAAACGGAAAUGGCAAAGGCAACGGCCAGGGUCGUCGCAAGUACAAACAUCGCCCGCCGAGCUCGGAUGUCGGUGCACGCCUGAGGAAGUGGAAAAAGGGUGUCAACAAGGAGUUCCCGCAUGAAAUGGGUGCCGAUGAGUACAACGAGUUCGACAUUAUGGUACCGCCGGCACACGCGGCCAACUAUGAGUUGCCGGAAUCUGGGCGCACGCGCUGGACCAACGGAAUUAUUCCGUACUUGAUCAUUGGAACAUAUUCAGAGAUCGACAUGAUCAAAAAGGUGAUGCAGACCUUUGCGGACAACACGUGCGUGCGGUUUGUUCCGUGGAACAACGAGGCACUGUAUCUGAAGAUCAACAACUCCGUCACCGGGUGCUGGUCCCACGUGGGUAUGUACAGCUUUAACGACUACAACCUGGCCAACCUGCAGAACCCGAACUGCAUGAACCCGUCGACGAUCACCCACGAGUUGAUGCAUGCCGUUGGAUUCCACCACGAGUUUACCCGGCCCGACCGGGACGAUUGGAUUUCGAUUGACACGACGGCGCUGGCGUUGAAGCGUCAAACGCCGGAGUGGAUUCAGACGAACUUUGGAAAGAUGAGCACCGAUCAGGCGGAUACGUUCGGAAUUGAUUAUUAUUACGGAAGUUGCAUGCACUACUCGAAGUACGCCGGAGCUUGGAACUAUUCGAGACCGGUAGUGAUGAAUACGAAACCCUGGGAGCGUAACGACUUUGGAUGCUUGAACGGAUUAACUGCCAUCGAUAUCAAGGCUAUCAACCGUGCCUAUGAAUGUCCAGGAAGUGUUUGAGGAGCAAACUUCACGAAUGGGAUAAAUUUAAAAUAAUAAAUAUUUGAAUGAUACUGAAA
Culex quinquefasciatus (southern house mosquito) is the source of this 983-nucleotide messenger RNA. RefSeq names its product low choriolytic enzyme. The transcript has 4 exons. Gene Ontology annotation, biological process: proteolysis. Gene Ontology annotation, molecular function: metalloendopeptidase activity; zinc ion binding. The record is from RefSeq and is a predicted model, not a curated record. NCBI's taxonomy places the organism in Eukaryota, Metazoa, Arthropoda, Insecta, Diptera, Culicidae. The coding region runs from base 28 to 924 and encodes 298 amino acids.